AUGAAUAAGGGAGCACGCCAUAGAGAAGUGCGAAUCCUGGAUGCAAGAAUGGGAGAAGAGACAAAACUUCGCAUAGUGAUGCUGCCGUGGUUGGCACAAGGUCAUAUUAAUCUUUCCAUAAAUCUUUCCAAGGCCUUGGCAAGCCAUGGGGACGUAAAAGUCUGGAUCGUAUCAAUCCCUGUCAAUAUAUCCCGAAUCAGAUCUCGCUUGCAGGAGGAACCCAUCCACCUGUUGGAGUUGCCAUUGCCCUCUGUCGACGGACUUCCCCCUGGCGUCGAAUGCACAGCAGACAUAAAACCAGAAUCAGCCCAUCUCCUUCACAGGGCAUUCGAUCAACUGGACAAGCCGUUUGAGAGUCUUUUACGGCGACUUUCGCCAAAUGGGCCAGCCGCACACUAA
Cryptomeria japonica (Japanese cedar) is the source of this 399-nucleotide messenger RNA. Its product is annotated as anthocyanidin-3-O-glucoside rhamnosyltransferase-like. The transcript has a single exon. The record is from RefSeq and is a predicted model, not a curated record. Lineage: Eukaryota; Viridiplantae; Streptophyta; Pinopsida; Cupressales; Cupressaceae. The coding region runs from base 1 to 399 and encodes 132 amino acids.